Molecule: messenger RNA, 1575 nt
Organism: Arabis nemorensis
Lineage: Eukaryota; Viridiplantae; Streptophyta; Magnoliopsida; Brassicales; Brassicaceae
Source: the annotation of a GenBank genome assembly
AUGAAUCUGCCGGAGGUCGGAAAUGGCGGUGGCUCGGGUUUUCCGGCGGUCUCUGUCGGCAACAAGAGGAAUAAGUAUCAGCGAAUGGACUCCGACGCGGAGGGAUAUCGUCAGGACGACGGAGAGACAAGAAGCAACAGAACCAGAAAAUACGUUAUGGCCUGCGCCUUCUUUGCGUCCUUGAACAAUGUUCUUCUCGGCUACGAUGUUGGGGUGAUGAGUGGUGCGGUCUUGUUCAUACAGCAGGAUCUCAAGAUCACGGAGGUGCAGACGGAAGUCCUCAUCGGCAGCCUCAGCAUCAUUUCUCUCUUCGGCAGCUUGGCCGGCGGAAGAACCUCUGACUCCAUCGGCAGGAAAUGGACCAUGGCCUUGGCUGCUCUCGUCUUCCAGACAGGCGCGGCAGUGAUGGCUGUCGCUCCCUCCUUCGAGGUUCUGAUGAUCGGAAGAACUUUAGCUGGAAUCGGGAUCGGGCUCGGUGUCAUGAUUGCUCCGGUCUACAUUGCUGAGAUAUCCCCCACCGUAGCAAGAGGCUUUCUCACGUCGUUUCCUGAGAUCUUCAUAAAUCUUGGGAUAUUGCUAGGCUAUGUCUCCAACUACGCCUUCUCGGGGCUUUCCGCGCAUAUCAGCUGGAGGAUCAUGCUCGCAGUCGGGAUUCUUCCUUCGGUCUUCAUAGGAUUUGCGUUGUGCGUGAUCCCUGAAUCGCCGAGGUGGUUGGUGAUGAAAGGCCAAGUGGAUAGAGCACGAGAGGUGCUCAUGAAAACGAAUGAGCGAGAUGACGAAGUGGAAGAACGGCUCGCUGAGAUACUACUGGCGGCCGCAAAGACAGAAGGCAGCGAGGAGAGACCGGUGUGGCGUGAGCUUCUAAGCCCAUCUCCUGUUGUACGCAAAAUGCUGAUCGUUGGAUUUGGGAUCCAGUGUUUCCAGCAGAUCACAGGAAUCGAUGCCACCGUCUACUAUAGUCCGGAGAUUUUGAAAGAGGCCGGGAUACAAGACGAGACCAAGCUGCUCGCCGCGACUGUCGCUGUUGGGAUCACCAAAACGGUGUUCAUACUCUUCGCCACCUUCCUGAUCGAUAGCGUUGGCCGUAAACCGCUGCUUUAUGUGAGCACGAUCGGAAUGACUUUGUGUCUCUUUUGUCUAAGUUUCACCCUCACAUUUCUCGGCCAAGGAACGCUCGGCAUAACGUUUGCGCUCCUGUUUAUUUGCGGGAAUGUUGCCUUCUUCUCUAUAGGGAUGGGACCUGUUUGUUGGGUCUUGACGUCAGAGAUCUUCCCAUUACGACUAAGAGCGCAGGCCUCAGCGCUUGGGGCGGUUGGGAACAGGGUGUGCAGCGGUCUGGUGGCAAUGUCCUUCCUCUCCGUGUCACGUGCCAUCACUGUAGGAGGAACCUUCUUCCUCUUCUCCCUCGUGUCUGCGCUCUCGGUUAUUUUCGUGUACAUGCUUGUCCCGGAGACAAGCGGGAAGUCACUGGAGCAAAUAGAGUUGAUGUUUCAGGGCGGCACAUUGGAAAUGAAAGGCAGCGAAGUCGAGCUUGGAGAUGCUGAGCGUCUUGUGCGCAAGAAUCAAGAGUUUUGA